GGUUAUUCACCUUGGAAAGAAACACAUAGCAAGAAGAGAGUCAGACUCACAAUUGAAUGAAAACUAUCAUUGAAUAAGCAGCAGCAACAAUGUGUAGUCAACAACUUUAUCCCUUCUUCAGCACUCUUCUUUUGGGCCUCUCUUUAAGACUCUCCACUGCCAUUGUACUGCCAUUCACAGAGUACCUUGAUUCUGCCCAAGCGGUAUCUGUCAGCUGGGGAUUUGACAACAAUGGGGGGCCAAUAACUUUUGAACUUACCGUCAACACUUCUGGCUGGAUUGGCUUUGGAUUCAGCCCUAAUGGAGGAAUGGCAGGGUCUGAUAUGAUUAUUGGGGGCAUAUUUCCCAAUGGCACUCAGUACUUCACAGAUAGGCAUGCAACUGGUAAUACUGAGCCUCUGGUGGACAAUAAACAGGACUAUACCUUAUUGUCGUGGGCUGGAAAUGGAAACAGUACAACCCUGAGGUUCAAACGUGAGCUUCAAACAUGCGAUAGUGAUGACCUCCCCAUCACAGACUCACCAAUAUUUGUCAUUUUUGCAUAUGGACUGGAUGAUGUCAUCAAAUUUCAUGAAAGUCGGCAAGGUGGAAAGUCAAUCAACUUGUUAAAGUAUACCCCAAAAUUGCAAGCAACACUAGACAAAUACUUUGACUUCAAAGCUGAAAAUUUCACAGUUCCUGCAAAGGCUACAUUUUAUUACUGCAUGGUACUCAAAGGCCCAUCUUUUUCCGAAAAGAAUCAUGUCAUUCGGAUUGAACCUCUGAUCCAGGCAGGCAAUGAAGAUGUUGUUCAUCACAUGGUGCUCUAUGCGUGCCCCGUAGGCUUCACAACAGUCAUGAAUGGCUCGUGUUAUUCCAACACCUCUGUACCAUUUUACAAAUGUAUGACUGUUGUAGCAGCUUGGGCUGUUGGAGGAGGAGUCAUCAAUUUUCCUUCAAAUGCAGGCAUCUCUUUUGGUACAAGUGAAGAUCCUGUGUACUACCGCUUAGAGAUGCAUUACAAUAACCCUACGCUGACAUCAGGUCGAGUAGACAACUCAGGAUUGCGAUUUUACCACACCAAUGUGCUUCGUCAGUAUGAUAUUGGGACGCUGCAAGCUGGAAUUAGAGUUGAUUCCUUUUUCGUCAUCCCUCCGGGUGCAUCCUCAUUUAAAGCAUAUGGGCUGUGCAACACAAGUGGUUUCGCUUCACUUCUUCCUGAAUCUAGUCUGGAAAUAAAUGUCUUUGGAAAUUUGCUGCACACUCAUCUUGCUGGGAGGGCUGUCAGGGUUGGUCAUUUCAGAGGUGGCAAACAGAUUGGCUUUCUUGGAGAAAAUAAUAAUUAUGACUUUAAUCUCCAAGAUGUCAACUAUCUGGGAGAUAUCGUACCCGUCAAAGUGGGAGAUGAAAUUUUAGUCGAAUGCACCUACAACACUGAAAAUCGGGACAAAUUAACUUUGACAGGAUUGGGGACCACAAAUGAAAUGUGUUUGGCAUUUUUAUUAUAUUAUCCUAGGAGAAGUAUUAGCAUAUGCCAAAGUGCACUAAACGAAGCCAGUCUGCUGUCUUCUCUGGGUGCUCCAAAUGUUACAUUUGCUUUCCAAUCACUUAUUUCUAAAAUAUGGAACAAGACGGAUAUAGAUGAUUUUCAGACUUUACUGCAGCAAACACCUCAGACGGUCUCGGUGUUCAACUUCAGUCUGGGAAAUAACAACCAAGUCAGAAUGCUCCCUAAGUUACAGCCAAAAUAUGUGACUGUCUGCAGAGAAAUGCCAUACACUACACCACCUGCAAGCAAUGUUGGACAUGUCUUCCAAGCCAUAACAUCCUGGAUACUGUUAAUGCCUUUGCUAACAUUCUCCAUGUGAACUUUCACAUUUUACUUCACAGCUGCUAGAGUUUGUGGAAGGAAAAACUAUUUCUCUUUUUUAGUAUUAGAUAGGAAGAGACUUAGGAAUAGUUCUUUUUUUAAAAUAAAUGUUUCUUCUUUAGCAUUACAA
Erpetoichthys calabaricus (reedfish) is the source of this 1979-nucleotide messenger RNA. Its product is annotated as DBH-like monooxygenase protein 2 homolog. The record is from RefSeq and is a predicted model, not a curated record. Gene Ontology annotation, molecular function: dopamine beta-monooxygenase activity; copper ion binding. Gene Ontology annotation, biological process: dopamine catabolic process; norepinephrine biosynthetic process; octopamine biosynthetic process. Gene Ontology annotation, cellular component: secretory granule membrane. NCBI's taxonomy places the organism in Eukaryota, Metazoa, Chordata, Cladistia, Polypteriformes, Polypteridae. The coding region runs from base 90 to 1847 and encodes 585 amino acids. The transcript has 14 exons.